AUGGAUUUCAAAAUUCAUGAAGAUGGGAGUUUAAGAUACAAAGGCCGUUGGUGUGUACCACAAAAAUGUGAGGAGGUGAAGGGAAAGUUGAUGGAAGAGGGUCACAAUACACCAUACUCAGUACACCCAGGAGGGGACAAGCUAUAUAAGGACUUGAAAAAGGUGUAUUGGUGGCCCAGAAUGAAGAAUGAAAUUAUGGAAUUUGUGUCAGUGUCGAACUUGUCAGAAAGUGAAGAUAGAACACAAAAGACCUCAAAGAGUGGAAAUGACACCAUUUGGGUAGUGGUGGAUAGACUCACAAAAUCUGCAGUGGUUUUACCAAUGAAGGAUACUUGGAAGAUGGAACAACUUGCAAAAGCUUACAUAAAAAAUGUGGUGAGAUUACAUGGAGUUACAAAGGAUAUAGUGUCUGACAGAGAUUCUAGGUUUCUUUCAAGCUACCAUGCAAGUAUUGGCAUGGCCCCAUUUGAGGCAUUAUAUGGAAGAAAGUGUCGCAGUCCAAUAUGUUGGAACGACAUAAGUGAAACAAUGAUUCUAGGGCCUCAAAUGAUCGAGGAUACAGUUAGGAAAUUAAGAAGGUAUAUCCCUGAUAAGUCACAUGUGCUACAACUAGAAACUAUUGAGUUAGAUCAAAGCUUAACUUAUAAGGAAAGACCUGUCAAGAUCCUUGACAGUAAAGUGCGUAGUACACGCAAUAAGGAAGUUAAGAUUGUCAAAGUGUUAUGGUCUAACCAAGAGUAUGAGGAAGCAACUUGGGAAGCCGAGGAUGAGAUGAAGAAGAAAUAUCCUGAGUUGUUUAAGGAUGUGUUGUGCUUAGGGACUGAUGCAGUGGUGGCUGUCAUUUUUUGUGGCUAUGUGCCGGAGGAGCUGCUCUUGUGGAUAGGAACAACGCAACAAGCUAAUGAUGAUGAUGUCUGCUUAGCAUUAACUGGGUUUAGGGAGUAG
Molecule: messenger RNA, 945 nt
Organism: Chenopodium quinoa (quinoa)
Lineage: Eukaryota; Viridiplantae; Streptophyta; Magnoliopsida; Caryophyllales; Amaranthaceae
Exons: 6
Coding region: 1-945 (314 amino acids)
Molecular function (GO): nucleic acid binding
Source: RefSeq, a predicted model, not a curated record